UUUCCUUUAGGAAGUAUUUGUUUGUAAAAGUUCUAACUGUUUUAGGCGGAAGUCAAAUCACUGAAAACAUAAAUCAUUCGCUUCAGUUUUGAUUUCAAAUGUUUUCAAUUGGUCUUCCUGUGUUAUCGGAUUCAGUGAGAGACUAGGCUGAUCCAACAUGGCGGACUCAAGCAAAGUUUACUUUGGCGGAAUCGAGGGCGGUGGAACUCGUUCAACUGCAGUGAUUUUCUCGCAAGAUGGAAAGAUUAUAGGGCGAAGCACGGGACUAGGAACCAAUCACUGGUUGAUUGGAAUGGAGGAGUGUUUAAAGAGAAUAAAUCAGAUGGUAGAAGAGGCAAAAAGAAGUGCAGGAAUAGAUGUGAUGACAAAGCUUUUAUCACUGGGACUUUCUCUGAGUGGCCUAGAGCAGAAAAAACAGCAAGAUGAAGCUGUGGCCACAAUGAAGUCUGUCUAUCCUAACUGUAGUACUAGUUAUCACAUGUGUGUGGACACGCUGGGUGCAAUAUCAACGGCAUCUGACUCAGGUGGUGUUGUCCUUAUUGCCGGUACAGGUUCAAACUGUCAGCUACUGAAUCCUAAUGGAGAGACGUUUCACUGUGGAGGCUGGGGUCAUCUACUGGGAGAUGAGGGUAGUGCAUACUGGAUUGCCCAAAAAGCUAUCAAGACAGUGUUUGAUGCAGACGAUGGCCUAGUGCCUCCACCCUUUGAUAUCACGCAUGUGAAACAAGCAAUGCUUAGCUUUUUUAAGAUUCAAGACAAGUAUGGACUCCUCGCACAUGCAUAUCAACACUUUGACAAAGCUGCAUUUGCUAAAUUCUGUAAAGAAGUUGCCGAUGGUGCCAAGGAUAACAACGAUCCAUUGUGCAAGCACAUUUUUAAGUUAGCUGGUAUUGAUCUUGGGAAGCAUGUAGUAGCAUUAGCACCCAAGAUGGACAAGUCACUUCUAGAAAGGCCAGGAGGUUUCCAGGUAGUGUGUGUUGGAUCAGUGUGGAAAAGCUGGGAACUCCUUAAGGAAGGAUUUGUUCAAGCAAUACGAGAAGCCGAGCCCAAGAUAAUCAAGUCCAUCACUCUGUCUAACUUGACAGAAACUUGCGCUGUUGGUGCGGCAGCUCUUGGGGYGAAGCACACUACAUGUCACUUGCCAAUAGACUAUGACAAGAUGGUCAAUAAUUUUUUCACUUAUCAAUGUUAAAGUAGCAAUUUAGAAAUUUUAAUGUAUGACAUAUAAUAGAGUACUGAAGUGUGACRUCAUCAAAUUAAAAAUUUUGCAAUUCAGUUUUGAAAUGUGCAUAUUUGAAGAGAACACACYGUUGCCUACAUUUCUGCCAACUUUAAGGUUGUUCCGAGCUUCAGAAAUGGAGAUUUUGGGUACUUAAGCUUCAAAAAUUCCCAUACAUUUUMUUUUAUUUUGGAUUGGAUCCAUUCACGUUAGAUCCAGCCUCAAUUAGGAGAAAAUGUAUGGGGAUGUUUUGGUAUUUAAUUAUACAGCUUCUCAUUAAUCCCAUAUAGGUAACUGUCCAAUUAUUUUCUUAACUGGACAGGUCUUGUUGAUAUGGGGUUAAUUAGGCAGC
Messenger RNA from Actinia tenebrosa (Australian red waratah sea anemone), 1571 nucleotides. Its product is annotated as N-acetyl-D-glucosamine kinase. Lineage: Eukaryota; Metazoa; Cnidaria; Anthozoa; Actiniaria; Actiniidae. The record is from RefSeq and is a predicted model, not a curated record. Gene Ontology annotation, molecular function: N-acetylglucosamine kinase activity.